This is a messenger RNA of Epinephelus lanceolatus (giant grouper), 958 nucleotides long. RefSeq lists its product as uncharacterized. The record is from RefSeq and is a predicted model, not a curated record. Lineage: Eukaryota; Metazoa; Chordata; Actinopteri; Perciformes; Serranidae. Gene Ontology annotation, biological process: response to bacterium.
AUGGACGGGCUGCGUAUUUCUCUGGUCAUUCUCCUGGGAGUUGUACACUGUCGUGAUGAUUGGAUCUCUGGAUCAGAGUUGGAAGUGACAGUCACUCCAGGAGACAACAUCACUCUCUACUGUGACUAUAAAUUAUCCUCUGGAGAACUUAUAGUGUGGUACAGGAACUGCUCUCAUGAGAACCAGCCCUCUCUCAUCCUAAAACUAAAUCGUAAUGCAUGGAGACAGUCCACUAUUACUGCCAGCCUUCUGAAUCCUCUUCCUCGUUUCCACUUUGUGAGAAACUAUGUAUCUGACUCCUAUGACCUGCUGAUUGUAAAUGUCACUGAUUCUGAUGAGGGCCUCUACUACUGUGGAAGUGAACAGAAACAAGUGGAGGACAAAGGACAAAUUACUUCGAAAAACAUUUACAGAUAUGGCACCAAUACAACAAGGAUCAUUACAGUACUCAACUCCACUGAGCCUUACCACCCGAUUACACAAGACUGUGGUGUGUGCUGGAUGCUGCUGUUCUCUCUGUGUCCAGCUCUCACUGUUAUCUGCUCUGUGCUCUCCUCUCUUCUGGUUUAUCACCUCUGUCGGGAAGCAGCUGAGGAACCUAAAGCUGAUAAGAAAAGACAUGACACCAGAGGCCAAACAAGAGGGGAAAAGGAUGAAGAUGUGUGUUAUGCUGCAGUGGAAAUCCGCGAGACAUCACAGAGACCAAAGAAGAAAACCCAGAGCUCAGACUUCACCACCUAUUCUGCCAUCAAUGUUUGUAGGAUGUAGAGAGCCUUAGAAUUUAUACAAAUAUAUAUAAAUUGUGACAUUACUUUAUUAGAGUUUAUAUUUCUGACAUUUAUCUCCCUUGCAAACAAACAGCAAUGAAACGUGUGUGAAAUAUGGGUAAGGUUUUUCUUUCAGUUGAAAAGCAUUUCUUUGUUUAAAAAGGUGAUAAUAAACUAUUUUCCCAGUGUCA